Messenger RNA from Papaver somniferum (opium poppy), 846 nucleotides. RefSeq lists its product as uncharacterized. The record is from RefSeq and is a predicted model, not a curated record. Bases 1 to 846 code for a protein of 281 amino acids. The transcript is spliced from 5 exons. Lineage: Eukaryota; Viridiplantae; Streptophyta; Magnoliopsida; Ranunculales; Papaveraceae.
AUGGAGUACUAUCAGGCCUAUAAUGGUAGGGAAAAGGUUUAUGAGAUGAUUUAUGGCGACGAUGUGAAGUCUUACUCGCACUUGAAUAUGCCCAUCACUGGAUCAGAUCCUAGGUACACGCUUGUGAUGGACCUUUUCCAAGAGGCGACAUACGCACUCUCACCUGAAAACCAUGCGAAGGCAAUACAGAAGAUUAGAUACUUGAACUGCGAUUGGGUGGCUGAUUACAUCGAGACUAUCCCACCUGAAGCAUAUGUGAAUGCCUAUUUCAAAGGUUGUCUGUAUGGACGAACAUCUAGUACUCUAGCAGAAUCAGUCAAUAGAUGGGUUCUGGUUCAAAAGAAGAUGCAUGCAUCUGAUCUUCUUGAUCAGAUUAGGAAGAAAAUAAUGUGCUUGAUGGCAGAGCGUCGUGAAAUUGGCGCUAAUAUGAUGACUCCAUUAACCCCUGAGUAUGAGGAAAAGCUUGCGGCUCUUCAAGAUGAAGGUUUGGCUUGGGAAGUAUUGGUUUCUAGUCCUACGGUGUUUGAAGUUUUUAGCGAAAGGAGUCACAUGGUGGACCUCGAACAACAGACUUGCACCUGUCAAAGGUGGCGUGUAUACGGUUUUCCGAAGACUUAUCUGCAUUGCAUCCAGCCAAUUCCCAACUACAACAAGCCUGUUGAUAUUGAUGAAGACAACACCAUCAACCCUCCUAUUGUAAAGAAACAACCAGGUAGACCCCCAGGAAAAAGGAUUAUUAGUAAACAUGAAAAGAAGGUAAAGAGGAAAGUUCAUUGCAGCAAUUGCAAGGAAGCAGGUCACAACAGGGCAGGUUGCAGGAAUCCUCCGAAGUACACAUCCCCCUAG